Mus caroli (Ryukyu mouse) is the source of this 5331-nucleotide messenger RNA. RefSeq names its product PAXX non-homologous end joining factor (gene Paxx). Gene Ontology annotation, molecular function: molecular adaptor activity. Gene Ontology annotation, biological process: double-strand break repair via nonhomologous end joining. Gene Ontology annotation, cellular component: nucleus; site of double-strand break; nonhomologous end joining complex. The record is from RefSeq and is a predicted model, not a curated record. NCBI's taxonomy places the organism in Eukaryota, Metazoa, Chordata, Mammalia, Rodentia, Muridae.
CAGUGCCUCCUGGUGCCCGGAAACAAUGUCAACCUUGAGUACCGCCCAUCCCAGCAGCCUUGUCCUUCCGUCCCUCCAGACACCAGAAGUUCCGCCACCGAGCGGACACCUUAGCUUGUGAGUCACCGAGUUUGUACUUCUGCGCAGGCGCCCUCAGCCCACUUCUAGCUUGGCUCCUGCGGCGAGACCGCCCUCAUGUCAUGGCUCCUCCGCUGUUGUCGCUGCCGCUUUGUAUUCUGCCGCCGGGUUCGGGCUCCCCCCGCCUGGUGUGCUACUGCGAGCGGAAGAGUGGUGGAGACGGGGACCCCGAUGACUUCAACCUCUAUGUGACGGACGCCGCGGAGCUCUGGAGCACCUGCUUUUCGCCUGACAGCCUGGCGACGCUCCAGAAAGCCCGAUUUGGCCUAAGUGGGGCUGAAGAUAUCCAUUCCCGGUUCAGGGCAGCCUGCCAACAGCAGGCAGUGACUGUAAGCCUGCAAGAAGACAGAGCAUUGAUAACCCUUUCAGGGGAUACCUCUGCCCUGGCCUUUGACCUCUCCAAGGUGCCCAGCCCGGAGGCAGCCACCAGGCUGCAGGCUUUGACUCUCAGCCUGGCAGAGCAUGUAUGCAACCUAGAGAGGCGGCUGGCAGCUGCAGAAGAGACCAUCACUAGCUCCAGGAAGAACACCCAGCCAGCAGGCACUCAGUUCUUACCAGAACUUGAUCACCAGAGAGGCAGCUCUGGGCCUGGGGUCAGGAGACGGUGUCCAGGGGAGUCUCUCAUCAAUCCUGGCUUCAAAAGUAAGAAACCAGCUGCUGGUGUAGACUUCGAUGAGACCUGAGGACAGCAAAGCCUGUUACUUGGCCAGGAGCCUGUCUGCAAGGAAAGGGGAGAUCUAGGACCCACUAAUCAGAGACACCCUUUGCUUCACUCCCCCUGUGGUCCUGCUGUUGGGCAAAGGCGCCUCUCAUCCCUUCUCCGUCAAAUAAACUGCUCCCUCAGGGAGAGAUGCUGGGCCAGACUUGACUUGUGAAGAUUGGCCUUGGGGAGGGGGCACGAGAAGACCCCUCUGGUGUACUGUGGAGCCCUGGGAUGCAAACAGAUGCAUCAGGCUCUCGGCAUCCAGAAGGCUCUCCUGCCUAGGUCUUAAGGCAGGCAGCAGAGCUUUCUCAGACCUACUGUGUUGAUUCUGCAUGGCCAGCACAGAAGCUGAGAGGGUCCUGGUCUGGUAGAGCCAGAACUCUCUAAGGCUUAGAAUGGUGUCCCACACUUGCAAGCCCUACCCAGGUAGCACAAAGGCGUUGUCUUGGAGGCCACCACAGGGCAUUAGACAGUAGAAGCCCCUUAUAGGAGAUAUGGUUGGCCCACAGCCUGUGGCUGGACUGAGGAAUGUAGGCCUGCCCCCACCCACUUGGCCAGGAUCCCAGAGGCUGAGCUUCAUGGGGCUCUGCUCCCCACCCUCCUUGGCCAUCCAGGGCACCCCGCCCAGCUCUGGCCUGACUGGUUUGGGAGACUAAUCCAAUCCCCUAGAUCCCUGAUGCCUCUGUGCCGGGGCAGCUGUAAGGGGCCCCAGGCCUUUGUUCCACACCAUGGAGGAGGAUGAACUGUGCUUUGCCCAGUGGACUCUCUUGUCUUCAGCAUUUGGGGCCACCACUUUUAACUCUGUUUCUCACCAUAGGGUUGAGGUGGUGUAGUUGUGGAUCUCUGGCCAUUUGGACGUUCAGGACACAAUUACUUGGGGCAGAGAUGCUUUAUGGGGCUGCAGAUGAGUGUAUGAAAGUAGGGGGGCUAACGGGGGUGCACAGCAGGCUGGUAGGCAGCCAGGAUCUCUGCGCUGUGUGGACACGUAUACUUGAACUCCUUCUUCUGCAACGCACUGUCCAAGUAGCGGCGAACGCAGGACAGUUCCGCGGGGAUGGGCAGCUGGCGGAAGUGUGCACACACGGUCUGUGGGUGCAGCAGAGCAUGGUGAGGGUCUCACUCGAUGGCCCCCACACCCACACCCUACCCGCUGGUCCCUUACUCACAUCCACAAUGUGCAGCUUGGGUAGCAGACUGCAGUCAGCCAACGUGAACUGGUCACCAUCGAGAAAGCGGCGGUGGGACUCACGAAGAUGUGGCUCCUGCGCCAGUUCAUGGUCCAGUGGUGAACGCAGGUAGCUGUCCAGCCUGGUCAGGGCCCGGAGCAGCUGCUGAUACAGGGCUUGGGGGCAAUGGUAACCAUGAGGACUCAGCCUUGACCUUGGGUUAGCCCUCCUGCCUAGACCUGCUGGCCUGUGUCUCACCAUUGUCCUGUGUAGGCACUGGGUUCUUGAUGAAGGCAGAGAACUUGUGGAAGAUGUCAUUGCCCGCUGUGUUGGACUCCCUGUACCUGGGUGCCAGGCUAGGGAAGCUAUGGGUGUGAGUAGUUUGAGAAUUCCAGUCAGACCCUCAAGUACACUGUGCCUCAAAGCACCCUUCCUAGGCACUCUCCCAGGUGUCCCCCAAGGAGGUCCCAUCUUUGCCCUCCUGCCCCAUCAGAUGCUCACUCAGGUGGCCCCAAUGUCUCCUCCAGAAACUCCUCGAUCUGCAGUGUGUCUGUCUUGACAUCCCCGUCGUACAGCAGGAUGGGCAGCUGUGAGCCUGGUGCAAAGUCCUUCAGCACAUCCAAUGCCCUGUGAACACCAAGCAGAAGGGAGGUGGCUGGCCUGAGGUGGGCAGAGGCCAGGCAAGGGUCCAGGGUGGUGUCUCACCUUCGAGUGUCCACUGUGGUGAGUGUGAAGGGCACACCCUUGAGGAGUAGGACCAUGAAGAGCCGCUGACAGGAAGGGCAGUGUCCUACGCUCUCGCCAUCCUCACUGGCCUGGGUGGGUGGAACAGAGGUGUCAGGCUCUGGGCAGACCCAGGAAUCCUGACACCUGGCUGGGUGGAACUCUGCCUCCCACUGCCAUUGGCUCUGGAGGCAGGCUAGGGCUCUGGCCUGGUUGGGCAUGGCAUCUACAAGUGUCUAGUGAGGGCCCUUGAACUGAUCGCUGGAAUGGGGAGGACAAAAGAAGUUGGGAGCUUAGAGGCCUAGGCUUGGGGUCCUGCCAGAGGGUUCCAGUCACAGAGACUGACUGCAGGGUGGGGCAGGCCAGAGAUUCAUCCUCUAGUUAUUAACCCACACAACUGGGUAUUGACGCUAACAGCUCAGGGAAGGAAGGGAAAGAGACCAAAGAGGAGACCAGGACCUGCUCCCACUCAGGUCUGAGCACUGGCCUGAUAGCUAAAAGGGCCAUCUCUGGCAAGCCCCCAGUCUGGCACAUGAUCCUGAAUCUGUACUAAAUGCCAGGUGCCAGCUACCAGAUUGACACCUCACCAAGAAGCUUUCUCCCAGAGCUGGGCCAGGUCCAUGAGCCAAGGGGAAGAGCGGGACCCAGGCUCUCUGAUCCUCCUUAUGGUAGCUCCUCACCCAGGAUGCCUGGCUCUACUCAGCCCUGUGUGGGGCAACUCAAACCCACCACAAGGAUAGGGACUUGGGCACCAUUAGGAAGACCCACCCCUCCUCCCAAAUAGCAACAAGAAAAAAGCCCAGCUCCCCUUCCAGCCCAGCCUGCCCAGAACCUUCACAAAUAGCUGGAGCUUGGUGGUUUCAGCCAUGGUGGGAGCUGAGGCAUCCAGCGGCGGCAGCAGCAGCCCAGGGCACAGGGUGUGCCUUGGGAGCUCUUUAAGUCUCUCUGAUGCCCCACCCUCCCCAGGCAGUGGGCCCGCCCCACGAAGCCACCUAGGCAACAGACAGGUUUCCAGAGCAGAGCCUGUAUAAGACCAGAGUGUCCGUGCUACCAGCGACCACAGGAGACCUGAGUCUCAGGGCCAGGUGUGAGUAUGGGAAGUUGGCUCACAGCAAAACACUGAAGCCUCAGUGUGGUUGUGAGGGGAGCUAGUGUGGUGAACGCAAACUGGGUUGAUCUCAGCCCAGGAGCUGCCUCACAGCCUUCUGCGGCUCAUUCUCCAUUGUCAAGUCCUUAUCCCAGAAAGUCAGCCAGGGGGUGGGAAUGAGUGGGAAAUGCCUCAGUUUACCUGUCUGUGUGACAAGCCGUUUCGGGAGAGAUGCCCCCUCCCUCUGACAAAACCCAGUCAGGUAGGGUGGACCCGCAUUCCAAACAUGUUCGUGGCCGGCAGGCUGAUAAGCCUGGUUUUGGUGUUUAACCCAGCUGAGCAGUGGACUCCGUGCCCCCAUCCUGUCCACACAGGCUCAGAGCAGCUUUCUUACUCUUAACCUCGACCUUCAGUUGGCACCAGGAAGGGUUAGAAACUACUACCUAGUGGCUGAGGUCCCCAGCAGGAAGGAAAGGGCCAGUAUGGUCUGACCCUAUCAGGCACAAAUCUGCCAUUCGGCCUUCCCAAGCCCACUGGGCUUCACAGUGGGAGUGCCUUUGGCAUUCUUUGUGUCUCAGCCUGUGUUUCACAGCAGCAGCCAUCCAGGAGAGCUGUUCUUUAGAACCUGUGCUCACAGAGAACCAGCACUGCCCACUGGCUAAGACCAGGACCUAGGGAUUGCUUUCUUGUCUCUGGUAGGCUGGUGCCAUCCAGGCUACACUGUGAAGCCAAGGUGGCUCCAUACCUGCCCACUCACCUGCUCACGUGCCUGACUCCUAGUCAGGGCCUCAGCUGUGCCAGGCUUCCCUCCUCCUUAGCCCUGCCUUGUCAUUUCCCUGACCUCAGCCAGAGUUGAAGUGGAACACAGCUCUGACAUCCCUGGAACCUGGAUUUGUGUCGGAGGCUCGGUUCCUCCUCUAUCCGACUCUUGACUCCUAGAGUCAGUUUUAUUUUGGCUUCAUACUGACAUGGUCAGCUUUCUGUUUCGUGGUUUUCUGUCCUUUGCAGAUGACAAAUCAUCACUGUGGGGCAGCCCUGAAGCCUUUCCCAACUGCCAGUGGUCACCAGACACACCGUAUUUAUAUAUUUUUGCAAAGUUGACCUUACAAAUCCACAAGGAAGGGAUGAAGUGGACAUACAACAUGAACAUGGCUUAGAGAGAAAGAAACAAGCCAGAGUGACGCCAGCUGGCACUUCCUUGUUUCGGGGGAGCUGUGGACAUGUCCUGUGUCAGUCUGUGCGUAGUGGGAGCCAUCGGUGCUCCACUCCCAUGCUUGCAGCUUCCUGGACUCAGCUACAGUUUGCCUCCCAAAAUCCAGGGUCACCACUGCACCAUUGAACUGUGUCCCACAGGGUACCAUCACAGAGAAUGGACAAAAAUGGGCCCACAGAUGCAUGCCAACAGAGUCUGAUAUUAUAGGUUUAUUGUUUUGGAAUCUUAACCCCCUGGAUCUGUGAUUUUUGUUGGGGGAGAUAUUGUCCUUAAAGAGGCAAUCAAAAAAUGAGACCACCCA